AUGCUGGCUGCAGAGAAGCAGCAUCGACAGGUGUUUGAUUACUUACGGCAGAUCCAAACUCCUGAUUUCAUACAUGUGGAUAAAGACUUCAACAACAUCCUGCAUGUGGCUUGUACUGGCGGGGACGUGGCGAUUGUAAAGUAUCUUCUUUCAAGGAAAAUGGACAUCAAUAUCAGAGGGAACCGAAGCAGGACACCUCUUAUGUUUGCUGCAGAGAAUGGGCACAGGGAUGUAUUUGACUUACUGGUCAUGGGAGGGGCAGAUGUGUCACUUGAAGAUGAUGCUGGCAACACGAUCCUUCAUGUUGCCUGUGUUGCAGGACAUUUUGACAUGGUCAAGUAUAUCCUCUCACGGGACUAUAUCCAAAACUACAUAGAGACCAAAGGUGAGCAUGGUCAAACACCUGUGAUGUUGGCAGCCAAAGCUGGACACAAGUCAGUGUUUUAUCUCCUUGUGUGUAAAGGGGCAUCUCUUUCUUUAAGAGACUAUGAUGGUAAUAACAUCCUCCAGGUUGCUUGUAUUGGAGGACAUGUGAAAAUGGUGGAAUGUUUGCUCUCAAAUGACAUUGUCGACAUCAACGAGCUCAGACAAGAUGGGAAAUCAGCGUUGAUGCUGGCAAUCGAAUAUGGACACAAAGAGGUUAUUGGCUUGCUUCAGAGUUCAGGCGCGGAAUAG
This is a messenger RNA of Haliotis rubra (blacklip abalone), 675 nucleotides long. RefSeq names its product ankyrin repeat domain-containing protein 29-like. Bases 1 to 675 code for a protein of 224 amino acids. Lineage: Eukaryota; Metazoa; Mollusca; Gastropoda; Lepetellida; Haliotidae. Gene Ontology annotation, molecular function: protein binding. The record is from RefSeq and is a predicted model, not a curated record. The transcript has a single exon.